AUGAGUUCAAACCAGUAUAACACAUCGCCGGCAGACCCGGCCCCUGAGUUCUACCCACUUGUCAGGCUCGGUAAUCUCAGCUGCAUUGAUGGAACGCCAAUUGGAUUCGACUUUGCUGGCGUAAACACCAAGGGCUUCAGAGCCGAAGAAGGUGAAUGGACAUCCUACAGGCGCAAUUACUUCUCCUGCACUGCUUCAUACACUUUAAACCCUCAGCCGCCAGGGAUAGCCAUCCAACUUUCAGAUAGUUCGGGAAAAAUGCACCGUGUAUCGGGAUUCGCAAUAGGCCUCUCGGCUGUAAUAUCUGGUGAAAACCAGCCGAUAGAGCUUGUCCAACACACACCCAAAAGGGACAAAGGCCCGACUUCAGCCCCCCAAAAAAUCCGCCUCGAACCCAGGCCUGCACAUCCGCCGGCAGGAAACGCCUGGAUGCACAUGGUCCAGCAUACGUUCGAACGCCUGCAGUUCAAACGCGCGACGCCUAACAACGGCAACCGCCCUGCCCCGCAAAAGUUUUACAGCCUCGAAAUCGAGCUCUGGGCUGACGUUGGCAAUGGUCAAGAAGAGGAAUGGAUCAAGAUUGGCUACAAAAGGUCGGCCAGGUUGGUUGUGCGCGGGCGGUCACCGGGCCAUUACCACGAACGGAUGCGUAUUCUUAACUCGAGAUCUGCAGUUGCUGGAGACCACAAGGACUAUGAAGGUCCCGGUAGUGAUGAGAUGAUCUCGAUGAGGUCUGCUGGAUUUACAAUGGGUGGGAGUGGGAUAUUCUCGCCAAACUACAUGGGAUACGACACACGGGGCGGGACCCACCAUUCGAACAAUCGCCACGAUUUUCAAUCACCUUACAAUUCGGGCUCGUAUUAA
Pyricularia pennisetigena is the source of this 864-nucleotide messenger RNA. RefSeq lists its product as uncharacterized. Gene Ontology annotation, cellular component: nuclear chromosome. The transcript has a single exon. The record is from RefSeq and is a predicted model, not a curated record. Gene Ontology annotation, molecular function: DNA binding; DNA-binding transcription factor activity. NCBI's taxonomy places the organism in Eukaryota, Fungi, Ascomycota, Sordariomycetes, Magnaporthales, Pyriculariaceae. Gene Ontology annotation, biological process: meiotic cell cycle; positive regulation of transcription by RNA polymerase II. The coding region runs from base 1 to 864 and encodes 287 amino acids.